AACUCUAACCGACAGCACUGGCACCGAGCGAGAGCGGCGGGUGAUGAGAACUCCUGAAUAUUUUAUUUGUUCUACUAUUUUUGUGACUCAAUUCGUGAUGUUGUCUUUUAGCUAGUUUGAUAGAGCAAAUUAAGGGCUGUAUCGACAUAAGCAGAGAGAGGGAGAACCGGUGAUAAAGUAUUUUUUGUUAUCUAACCGUCCAGUCUUUCCGUCGCCCCCCGGCCCGUGCCAGCCCGAGCGCUCCGAAUCUCACGGGGCAAAGAUACUGGCAGACAACGGGGCACGGACAGCUCUCUCUGCCCACUCCGUCUGGCUGUUCUACCGCUGUUCAGGCCUCUAGGCUUUCCUUGGCGGGCACCGACGAGUCUCUCCCGCUAUCCUUCGAUACCCGGUGGUGCUGGGCUAGAGCGUUAUGGCUCAGACGCUACAGAUGGCGAUCCCUAACUUUGGCAACAACGUGUUGGAGUGUCUCAAUGAGCAGAGGCUCCAGGGGCUCUACUGCGACGUCUCCGUGGUUGUCAAGGGACACGCCUUCAAGGCGCACCGGGCGGUCUUGGCGGCCAGUAGCUCCUACUUCCGGGACCUGUUCAACGCUGGAGGGAAGAGCAGUGUGGUGGAGCUCCCCCCGGCCGUCCAGCCCCAGAGCUUCCAACAGAUCCUAGCCUUCUGCUACACAGGACGCCUCAGCAUGAACGUGGGGGACCAGUUCCUCCUCAUGUACACCGCAGGCUUCCUGCAGAUUCAGCAGAUCAUGGAGAAGGGCACAGAGUUCUUCCUUAAGGUCUCCUCCCCUAGCUGUGACUCCCAGGGUCUUCACGCAGAAGAGACUCCGCCCUCCGAGCCCCAGAGCCCUGUCACUCAAACCACAGGGGGAGGGGCUGGGGUGGUUUCCACGGCAGCAUGUAGGCCCGCCUCCUGCCUGACACCCCUCCCCCUGGUGUCGAGGGUGAAGACGGAGCAGAGCGGGACUACGCCACAACCCACACCACAGACACAGCAGCAGGAGGCCACGUCCUACUCGGUGGUGUGCAGCCCUGUCGCCAAGCGCCUGUGGGAGGGGGGCAACCGCGGUGAUGGGGGAGGGGGGUCGGGAGGAGGGGGGUCCAGGAAAGCCGCCCGCUACUCUUCCUCCUCCGCCUCAUCAAACAACUGCAACUCCCAAGAUGCAACGGGCAGAAACGUUGUUAACCACAGUAACCAUAACAACAACAACAGUAACCAUAACAGCAGCAGCGUGGGGACGCCGGACGGAACGAGUCCGGGGACGCUGAGCAUGUACACCAGCGACUCGCCCCUUAGUUACCACGAUGACGAGGAGGAAGAGGAAGUGACCGACGACAGCGCCGAAGAGCAGUACAGGCAGAUCUGUAACAUGUACACAAUGUACAGUAUGCUCAAUGUGGGCGCCACAGUAGCGGGCGAGCGUGUGGAGUCCCUACCAGAGCACCUCACAGCAGAGACCCGGGGUGGCAGGGGGGUGAGGCUACGCCAGGACCUGGCUUCGCUACCUGCCGAACUCAUCACCCAGAUAGGUAACCGGUGCCACCCGCGGCUGUACGAGGAGGGUGACCCUGCAGAGAGGCUGGAGCUGGUGACUGGUACCUCCGUGUUCAUCUCCCGCGCCCAGCUCAUGAACUGUCACGUCAGCGCCGGCACGCGGCACAAGGUCCUACUGAGGAGGCUGCUGGCCUCUUUCUUCGACAGGAGUACUCUAGCUAACAGCUGUGGGACGGGGAUCCGCUCUUCUACAAACGACCCCAGCCGCAAGCCCUUGGACAGCAGAGUACUGCACGCCGUCAAGUUUUACUGCCAGAACUUUGCGCCGAGCUUCAAGGAGAGCGAGAUGAACGCCAUCGCGGCUGACAUGUGCACUAAUGCCCGCCGGGUUGUCAGGAAGUCCUGGAUCCCGAAGCUCAAGCUCCUCAUGGCCGAGGGUGACGCCUACUCCGCUUUCCUCCAAUCAGACGCCGUCAAGAUGGAGGCUGACGCCCUGGGGGCGGAGCAUGGGUUCGACCCCAACUCUCUGGCAGAAGAGGCGGCGGCAGCCAAUAGCGAUGCGGGACCUUCUUCGGGGGAGGGGUUACAAGGCGUUGUGGGCGGAGACGGCAGCACUUUGUUUUAAAGUGAGUGGGCUUAUUGUGAUCUAAUUGGUCGAUGGUCUUUGAUCAUUGCUCUCGGCGAUACUUCCUCCCUCAGUUUUAGUUUGUUUUUUAAUGUCACUUUUCCAUAUCUUAAUCUCUUCCCUUAAUACUUGGAAUUUCAUUUAUUAUAUCCAUCUUUUACAUCCCUUGUUCUCGCUCUCUCUCGCCGUCCCGGACCCAUGUACAUAGUGUCUGCCCCCUUUUGGGCGGGAGAGAGAUGAAAAGAUGGAGGGAUAGAGGUGCAGAAAGAAAGACGGGGGAGGUUUGUAAUGUAAGGGGGGGGCUUAACCUAGGAAUAUUCCCUGAUCCCCAUUUGUAGAAUCUUUUCUUGUUUUAAUGUUUGUUUUUUGGUUGGCAAAGGUCCUUUCUCCUUUCCAUAUCGCUGAAACACAUUCCCUAGGAGGAGCGACCUUUUGGGUUGGAUGGGGGUCGGGGUUGAAUGGGGUAGUAAUGGCUGGUUUUGUGGUAAGACGGUCUAAUAACACUGUUUUGAUAAUGAAUGUAUCGGUCGUGAAGCGUUGUCAAGUCACCUGUACGUAUUGUCUGUGGACAGUAGAUUGUAAUCGAUCGAUUGAUUAGAUUGUAUUAAUCAGUUUAUAUAGUGACUCUGGAAGUCCUACUGAAGGCUAUUUUAUGGGGAGGGGGUUGAUAUUUGUGGGGGGGUAUGUAAAGGUUUAAUGGUUGAAAUAGGUAUAUGUAUUCUGUAUAUUGGCAGGACUUUUGGACCCCCCCCGCCCCCCCCCUUGACCCUGAAAUUGACCAUUUAGAGGGCGGUUUUCAUUCCUACUUUUUUUACUUUUAAUUUGUGACUCUCUUCUCAUAGUUGUUUUUCUCUCCGUGUGUGUGACCUUUGACUUGUUGCCAAGACUCCCUGAAAAGCAGAGGAGACGUGUUACUGAAAGAUGGUUGAACAGUUGGUGACUGGACGAGGAAGAAGAUGCUCUGAUCUGGUAUCCAUGUUGAUGAUGCAGUAUGAUUUCCUAUACGUCUACUGAAUUCUGUGUAGAGAGAGAGGAGUAAGGGACCGUGUUAAAAUCAUGUCAGCUCACGCCCCAUAUUCACAUUUCGAAGGAAAGUGACAUUUGUUGUCUCGCACUAUUAAGCAAGUAAUAACUGAAUAAUGUACUUGUCUUGCACUAUAAUACUAUAAUACAAGUCUUAUCCAAAUACUAGAAUCGUCUCCAUUUGACCAAGCAUGAAGCUGUGGGCUAGG
Salmo salar (Atlantic salmon) is the source of this 3354-nucleotide messenger RNA. Its product is annotated as nucleus accumbens-associated protein 1. Gene Ontology annotation, biological process: regulation of transcription by RNA polymerase II. Lineage: Eukaryota; Metazoa; Chordata; Actinopteri; Salmoniformes; Salmonidae. The record is from RefSeq and is a predicted model, not a curated record. Gene Ontology annotation, molecular function: RNA polymerase II cis-regulatory region sequence-specific DNA binding; DNA-binding transcription factor activity, RNA polymerase II-specific; protein binding.